This is a messenger RNA of Spodoptera litura, 1985 nucleotides long. The record is from RefSeq and is a predicted model, not a curated record. Lineage: Eukaryota; Metazoa; Arthropoda; Insecta; Lepidoptera; Noctuidae.
AUGGUGGCAGCUGGCGAGUGGUCUCUCGUCACGCGAUACUCUAAGAGUGUUGUUGAAGGAGCUUGGCCCAGCUGCAGAAAGUGACCAUCUUGAACACUUUGAUGGACUUGGUACGGAUCCAGUCAUUCCCCCAUACCUCCGAUAUGAGGGCAAGGUGCGGAACCUGCGCCUGUCACGACGAGAGAUCAGCGUCAUCAUCAACGACAUCUGGAUUGGAAAAAUAGACUGCCAGGAUAUGCCCAUGCAGGACUAUGUUACUAAGUACUUUGAGGACAGGUAUCAGCAGGCAUCGGUGCGCGCGGAGUGGGCGUACAACGUGUGCGCAGGUGCGGAGCAGAUGCUAGACGAGCCGCAGGUGAAACUGUUCUGGGGCGUGCUGCACGGUCACCUCAGCGAGCGCAUCUACUGGGGCCACCGCGCGCACUGGCUCGCACUCAAACACAACCUAUACAAGCGCUCCAAGGACCAGGAGACCAUUUCCAUUGAAGAAUUCGAGAAAAUUGCAAAGUCAACGUUCCCGUUAAAGAGUGAAGUGGACAUCAAGAAUCUAAUGGACGUGGUGCGCAAGCAACUCAAGCUGAAGAUCAACAGCAACGACAUCAAUUUGGACAAACUGUUUCAAGAGAAUGAAGAAGGAUUCGACCGCGUGGAGUUCGCGCGCGAGUUGUUCCGGCAGCGGCAGGUCGCGCAGGACAAGUACAUCCGCGAGGUGGUGGCCGAGCUCGGGGGCAAGCACGCCACAAACGCCGUCACCGUAGACAACCUCAAGCGCGCGUUUGCCAUCGUCGACCCUGCCAUAGAUCACAUCAGGAUGGAGCGUUAUAUCCGUUGGGCGUUUUCGGAUCCAACGAGUGAUAUGAACAGCAUUCCUCCGAUUCCUUUGAGAACAUUGACUACUAGAUUAGCCGCUGGAGACAUAGAACGCAUUGGACCAAGAUCAUUGAAACUUGCAGUUAGUCUGUCUGAUAAUAGCAUAGAGGUUUACCAACUGAACAACACAUCUCUCACCAAAAUAUGUAAACUAAGUGGGCAUGAUAAGUCACUCACAGAAGUGGUUUGUGAUCCGAAGGAGGAUCAUCUACUAUAUUCGGCUGCACAGGAUGGACUAGUGAAACUCUGGGAUACCCGGACCAGCGGCUCUUGUGUACAAGAGUACAAAGACGAAGAGGAAGAGCUAGUGAGACCAUAUGAAUGCAUGGACAUUUCCUGUAAUGGAAGAGUGUUGUGUGCUGGCAGCCAGCUGGUGGAGGAUGAUGCAUACUUAGUGUUUUGGGAUAAUCGAGUCACCAAGCCACUGGGUGGAUACUGGAAUUCCCACACUGAUGACAUUACACAGGUAAAAUUCCACAAGUCACAAACUGAAAUACUAGCCACAGGGUCAUUGGAUGGUCUAAUAAAUAUAUUCAAUGUGAUGGAACUGAGUGAAGAUGAUGCCCUAACAUACUCUCUGAAUGUAGAGAACUCUGUAGAGAAGUUGAGCUGGCUAGAUGAGAAGCAGGUGGCUUGUAUCACUCAGUCUAAUGACCUGCAGUUCUGGGACACUGAAAGUGGGGACUUGCUGCGAACCUUCACUAGAGAUAAAAUAUCUAGGAGUAUAAAGAGAAGUAAAGCAGAUGACUGUUAUUUGGUAGACACAUACAGUUCAAUAGACGACACUACAGUGGUACUAGCAGGCUCUUACGGGGGGAACGGACACGUGCUGCGCUCGGCGGCGGCGGCGGCGGGCGGCAGACUGCAGCCCGCCGCGCACUUCGCCGCCAACCGACAGACCGUCAGCUGCAGCCACUACGACAAGGACCGCGACAUGUUGGUGACUGCGGGCGAGGCGGCCAUUAUCUCGGUGUGGAUCGGAAGUGAGGCUGCAGAAAAUGAAACUACUUUUGGGAAAAUAUCUCAGUCCAUGAACAAGCUUCAUAUGAAUAGGCACAAGCCCUACUGACGUUAUUACUGAUUACGACUGAAAUAAAGUAUUUGUAACAAUAAAA